GCGAGCUGGCGUCCCACUUGGACGACGGCGAGGCUUUCGUCACCUUCCUUCAACAGGAAGGCUGUGCAUCCCCUUUGGCCUUCGAGACCUUGGAGCAGGUCCGCGGCGUCAUGGGCAGCUUGAGGAUGCUCUACCAUCGCUUCGCCGUUUCGGGCCUGGCCUCACCAGAACUGAGCCUUGUGGAAUCCACGGUCGAUCGGAUCAAGAGGAGCUGGUCUACCGCACAGGCGGCUGUCUGCAAUCGCACCGGACGCCGGGCCUGUCAAAGCAUCCCACACAUCUCCUGCAUGGUGAACGUUUAA
Molecule: messenger RNA, 302 nt
Organism: Symbiodinium sp. CCMP2456
Lineage: Eukaryota; Dinophyceae; Suessiales; Symbiodiniaceae
Source: the annotation of a GenBank genome assembly